AUGGUUCCAACCGCAAUUCAAUGUUUGGUAUUUGUUUUUUUCAGCAUGCCAAUAAUUCGAGUGAAUUCUCUAACAUGUCAAGGGAUUUCUCAGUAUGCUCAAUGCUCACUGAAUAGUGCUUGCGGCUGUAUGCACAUGCCAGGUGCUAUUAACGCUGGUAUUUGUGGAUUUACGCAUCUUGCCUGUUCUGGAUUUGUUCCAUGUGCAUCUUCAAACAACGUUUGUGAACCAGGCUACAUCUGUGUAUAUCAUCCUGUAUGCUAUACACUUCCAAUUUGUUAUCCAGUGUCGAUGGCCGGUGAACCCUUUUGUCCAACGAUAACAAUGACCAAUACUACAACACAACCAACUUUCAUUACAACUACAACUUCAACUACAUCCACCACUUCGCAGCCAGAGAAUAUUAAUCUUAAAUGGAAACAAAAUGGCAUUACCGUGGCUGGUGGAAAUGGACUUGGACAAGAAUUAAAUCAACUCUAUCACCCUAAAGGAGUCUUUCUAGAUAAAAAGAAAAAUAUGUUCAUAGUUGAUUACUAUAAUCAUCGUAUUGUUGAAUGGAAAUAUAACGAAAAGGAAGGACAAAUCAUUGCUGGUGGAACUGGACAGGGAAAUAGAAUGGAUCAAUUGAAUUUUCCAUCCGUUGUGAUUGUUGAUCAACAAGAUCAUUCGAUGAUCAUUGCUGAUCAAGGGAACGGACGGGUGAUUCGAUGGCUGAAUCAAACUCAACAAAUUCUCAUUCACAAUAUUGACUGCUAUGGCUUGGCAAUGGAUAAACAUGGAUUUCUUUAUGUUUCUGAUACUAAGAGGAAUGAAGUAAGACGAUGGAAAAUGGGAGAAUACGACAACGAAGGACUUGUAGUGGCAGGUGGAAAUGGAAAAGGAGACCAACUCAAUCAACUUGAUUUUCCAACUUAUAUCUUUGUUGAUAACGAUCAAUCUGUUUAUAUAUCAGAGUAUUACAAUCAUCGUGUGAUGAAAUGGAGAAAAGAUGCAAAAGAAGGAACAAUUGUGGCUGGGGGAAAUGGUCAAGGAAGAAAUCUUAAUCAACUGGCUGCACCUGAAGUAGUAAUAGUUGACCAUUUGGGUCAAACCUAUGUGGCAGAUUCUUGGAAUAAUCGAGUAAUGCGUUGGUGUAAAGGAAAAGAAGAAGGUGAAAUUGUUGUUGGUGGUAAUGGUCAAGGAAAUCAAUCAAAUCAAUUCAUUCUUCCCAUGGGUUUAUCUUUUGAUGAUGAAAUAAAUCUUUAUGUUGCUGAUCAUUACAAUCAUCGAAUUCAAAAAUUUGAAAUAAUAUUGUGA
Adineta steineri is the source of this 1296-nucleotide messenger RNA. The record is from the annotation of a GenBank genome assembly. Lineage: Eukaryota; Metazoa; Rotifera; Eurotatoria; Adinetida; Adinetidae.